AUGAAAAUUAUAACAUUAGUAGUAUCAAUCAUUUUCAUUGUUGGAACAUGUCUUUCAACAGAGUUGGUUCAUUUCCAACCAUAUUCACCAAGUGAUACUCAUUGCUCGAAUGGCAUCUCUGGUUUCGGUUUCAUCAUACCGAUGGAUAUCUGUGUUGGAAACAGCGAUCUCGUUGAUCUUCCAGGUUCCUACUUUGUUAAGCAAUGGAAUUCAACUGCAGUAAUGUUAUACACCUAUAUCAACAUCUAUUUUAAAACCGAUUGUUCAGGUAAUCCAACUUCAGAAUUCCCAUAUUUAAUGGAUACUUGCAAUUAUGAUCAAUACGAAGGUAGUUUCGAUGAAACCAACUACCGAUACGUACCAAGUAAUGUGUCGUCCGAUACCGGUCCAACUGCAGAUGUUCCACCAGGAUCCAUUCUCUACAGCGUAUUCGACAAGAGCUGUGAGAACGUCGAAUCAUUCUAUUACAUAACAAACAACACUGUCAUUGGUCCAAACACCGACAUUCCAAUGACCUAUUACUGCACCGCCGAAAACAAUAUCCCAAUGCAAGACACCUGUUACAAGGGUAAAUGCCAAAGCUAUUCACUCCAAUCGAAAUGUGGAUCCUUUGAAAAUUCUAUAACAGUAUCAUGCACAUAA
This is a messenger RNA of Heterostelium album PN500, 642 nucleotides long. Its product is annotated as DUF3430 domain-containing protein. The record is from RefSeq and is a predicted model, not a curated record. Lineage: Eukaryota; Evosea; Eumycetozoa; Acytosteliales; Acytosteliaceae. Bases 1 to 642 code for a protein of 213 amino acids. The transcript has 2 exons.